Thecamonas trahens ATCC 50062 is the source of this 769-nucleotide messenger RNA. RefSeq lists its product as uncharacterized. Gene Ontology annotation, cellular component: cortical endoplasmic reticulum; Golgi apparatus. Bases 20 to 769 code for a protein of 249 amino acids. The record is from RefSeq and is a predicted model, not a curated record. The transcript is spliced from 2 exons. Gene Ontology annotation, biological process: sterol metabolic process; sphingolipid metabolic process; regulation of plasma membrane sterol distribution. NCBI's taxonomy places the organism in Eukaryota, Apusomonadida, Apusomonadidae.
UUGGGGGAGCAGCAGGCAUAUGGCAGGCGAGGGCGCACCGGGAAUAGUAGGCGGGGAAGGGAACGUGUGUGUGCAUUGUGGGGCAAGUGCAAGCUCGCUGUACCGCAUCUUUCGGUCGAACGCGCACAUCCGGCUGUCGCGGUGCGAGGCGUGCGACGCGGUGGUCGACCCGUACGUCGAGUACGACAACGUGCUGCAUGUGCUGGACCUUGUCCUCCACCGGCCAGCGGUCUACCGGCACCUGCUGUUCAAUGCGCCGGCACUGCCGUCGCUGCCGAACCUGCUGGUCUCGCCGGCGGCGCUGGCCCGGCUUGCUCUCUUCCUCCUCGCCUGCGACGUGUUUGUGGCCACCUCGCGCUGCGCCUCGCACCACGCCGUGCUGGGCGGCACAGCCGGCGCCGACGUGCCAUCCCAGCGGUGUACGGUAGUGCGGACCAUUCCAGUUGUUCUUGCCGAGAACCUUGCCUUUGUUGCCGGUGUAUCGGCGGCGCUGCUGGCGGUGGUGUGGCGCGGACUGCGGCUGGGCGUGGGAGCGGUCCUCGACCUGGUUGUCCGCGCGCUACUUGUUUCAUCGAUGGCCAAGGCGCUGGUUGUAUUGGUCAUGAUCUGGGACUAUGAUGCGUACUUUCUUGGUGUCUUUCCCAACUAUCUCGGCGUCUCCCUCUUUCGCAUCGUCCACAUUGUUGUCCUCACCUCGAACAUCGUCGGCCUGACCGUGGUCGCCGAGGCCGCGCUCGGCGGAGGCUUGCACUGCGGAGUGCCGGCGUGA